GGCGUACCAUAAUCCAGGGUUCGCUUUUCCCCAUUUUUCUAUUAUUUUACUUUUAUUUUUUAUUUUGUUAAUUUUAUUGGGUGAAAAAAUAUAAUUUAGUUGAGUUUUUAAAUGAAAUAUAUACAUGAGUAUGCUUUGCUAUAUAUUUGCACAAAAUUUACAUUUAUUUACAUUGAUAAUAAAGUAGGAAUAUAAUGGACCAUUUUUUGCCACAUUUUUACAGUUAAACCAUAACUUUCAAUUUCUAUUUUGUGCUAAUUCUUUUAGGAAAAUCCUCAAAAAAAAAAAAAAAAGAAUCUUUUUACCAAAAAGCCAUUUCAAUGGAACGUACAAGUAAUCGGGCGAAUGAUUAUCGCCGCCGUGGAGUAGCGCACUCUUUCGGAGUAGUAAAACCACCAAAACAACACUAAGACAUCGGAAUAUGGCGACGUCAGCGUCGGCGAUUCAGAAGCUUCUGACAGUCGGAACCAAAAUCAUCGGCGUCGGCCGCAACUACGCCGCGCAUGCGAAGGAGCUCGGGAACGCUGUGCCUAAGGAGCCGGUGCUUUUUAUGAAGCCGACGACGUCGUAUCUGGAGAACGGCGGGAAAAUUGAGGUGCCGGAGCCGCUGGAGGCGCUGGAUCAUGAGGUGGAGCUGGCGGUGGUCAUAGGUCAACGCGCACGCGAUGUGCCGGAGGCGGCUGCCAUGGACUAUGUUGGAGGUUAUGCUCUUGCUUUGGAUAUGACUGCAAGAGAGAUCCAAUCUGUUGCUAAGUCUGCAGGUCUUCCAUGGUCUGCAGCUAAAGGGCAAGAUACCUUCACCCCGAUCAGCUCUAUUCUGCCUAAAUCCAUGUUGCCAGACCCUCACAAUGUAGAACUCUGGUUGAAGGUUGAUGGAGAAAUUCGGCAAAAAGGGUCAACGAGUGAUAUGAUAUUUAAGAUCCCAUUCUUGAUUAGCCACAUCAGCUCUCUCUUUACUCUUCUUGAAGGCGACGUCAUUUUGACAGGGACUCCUAAAGGUGUUGGCCCUGUGAAGAUAGGUCAAAAAAUCGAAGCUGGAAUAACCGACUUGUUGGACAUUCAUUUUGAUGUGGAAAGACGCAGUAGAGUGAUUCAUUGAUGAGCCAAAUACAUUCACUCCUGCAGCAGUUAAAGACACCCCAUGUUGCAUUUGCUCGUCUUCUUCUCUAAGUAUCAAAGCCUACCAUAUAAAGAAGCAUGUGUAAUGACUUCAAAAAAAUUUCAGAAAUCAUCCCACCAUGAAAUGAGAACUGCUCUUUUUGAGGCUUACAGACUAUGUAGAGAUUGAGAUGUGAAAUUUACAAUCUAUAAAAUGAAUCUUGUUGAUCUC
This is a messenger RNA of Salvia miltiorrhiza (redroot sage), 1330 nucleotides long. Its product is annotated as probable acylpyruvase FAHD1, mitochondrial. Gene Ontology annotation, cellular component: mitochondrion. Gene Ontology annotation, molecular function: acetylpyruvate hydrolase activity. The coding region runs from base 422 to 1099 and encodes 225 amino acids. The transcript has 8 exons. The record is from RefSeq and is a predicted model, not a curated record. NCBI's taxonomy places the organism in Eukaryota, Viridiplantae, Streptophyta, Magnoliopsida, Lamiales, Lamiaceae.